UAAAAACAAAGGAACCUCUUGGUUCAUGCUCCUUUCGACGACAGCCUCUUUUCUCUUUCCAUUGUUUUGUUUAGAUUCAGAUCAUCGACCCUUUUCUCAACACCCCUUCCCCUUUCUUCUUACCUGCCCGAGAAAUCCACGUCAAAUCACCAUUGUCUUAUCCCAUAAUCUCCCCUUCUCCUUAAUCUCAACCCCUUUUCUCCUUCCUUUCAGAUCAACACAUUCCCAUCUCGCUCUCGCUCUCUCUCUUAUGCACCUAUAUCUCUUAGCUUUCAGUCCCGUCUCCUAUCGACCUCUCUGUUUGUAAUCCUUCUUCUUUCUAGUAUUUCUGUCAUGGGUUUAAUGCAGGUUUUUAUGAAGAUGUGCACGUAAAAUUCCUUCGCUUUCUUCUUGUCAUUGACAUGCAGUGAGAGGAUACGUGCGAAGGGGUUGAGAUUGAGAGAGAGAGGGCGAAGCUAAACAAGAAACAAAAAAAAGAAAUAAAAGAAAGAGAGAUGGCGAAUCAGGUGGUUAAAGUGAAGAGAGAAGCGAUUGCGGCAUGCAUGACUUGUCCUCUUUGCAAUAAGCUUCUAAGAGAUGCCACCACCAUAUCUGAAUGUCUUCACACGUUUUGCAGAAAGUGCAUAUAUGAUAAGAUACAAGAGGAAGAACUAGAAUGCUGUCCGAUAUGCAACACUGAUUUGGGUUGUGUCCCUCUGGAGAAAUUAAGGCCAGACCAUAAUUUGCAAGAUGUGAGGGCCAAAAUCUUCCCUCUUAAAAGAAGAAAAGUGAAGGCACCUGAAAUUGUGCCCCCAGUUACAGUGCCAACUAGAAGAAAGGAGAGAUCACUCUCUUCGUUGGUGGUUAAUGCCCCCAAAGUAUCCACACAAACUACCAUGACCGGAAGGAGAACAAAAGCUGUUGCCAGAAAGUCUGGUGCUUUACGAGGUUCCAGUUUUUCAAUAGAGAAGCCUGUAAAAAGAGAGGAAGACUCUAUGGAGGAUCACCAGGAGAGUGCAAGCUCACUUGAAACACUAAAUAAAUUCACUCAGAAUAAAAGACAGUGUACUUCUUCUGCUGAACCUAGCCAACAUAUGAAUAAAGAAGCAGAGAACGGUGGAGAAUCAUGGGAUGGAAAAUUGGAUCUCUGGAAACCUUUGAAUUGUUUGGUGGAGGUUGCAAAUAGGACCAAGACUUUCAAGUCUAAUUCACAAGGCUCUGAUUCUAAGUUAGAACCUAGUCGUGUUGCCAGCAGUGAAGCUCAAAUGUGCAAAAGCAAACAUAGGGAAGACAAAUGCAAAACAAAGAUUGAGGAUGAAAAGAAUAGUGCUGGUCCUGCCACUUCAGAAGCUGUAAAUCCUAAAAAGUUAUGCAGGAUCCGUCGAAAAAGGGCUUCUGGAUUUGGGGAUUCUGGCAUUUCUCCACAAGCUGUGCUAGAUGCUGCUGGUACAGAGCAUGACAGAAGAGUCGGUCCUGUUUGGUUCUCAUUAGUGGCCUCUGAGGACCAGGAAGGAGAGGCGCCCCUCCCUCAAAUUCCUGCAAAUUACUUAAGGAUAAAGGAUGGAAAUAUACCUGUUUCUUUUAUCCAAAAAUACCUUAUGAAGAAACUGGAUCUCACUGAUGAAGCUGAGGUUGCGAUCAAAUGUAUGGGACAACCCGUGGUUCCCACGUUGCACUUGUAUAAUUUAGUCGAUUUGUGGCUACAAACAGCAUCAACAUCACAGCGAGUACCCGCAUCUGUUGGUUCCUCUGCAAAAGAUUUUGUCAUGGUGUUAGGGUAUGCUCGAAAAAUCCCAGAUCAAUAAUGAUGCUUUCUUUCAUUCUUUGCCCACCACAGCAAUAAUCUAUAAAUAUGUAUCCUUCUUUGAAUCUCAUUGGUAUUUUGAUCCGGCAUGUAUUUUUAUAAAAGCAUCCAUUCACUGAGUUGGUUCUUCUACAAUAGUUUCUUUCAUUCUCUACCUACAAAUAGAGCGGUGUAUGCAGCUAAGUACUGAGAUUAGCUAUCCUGACAGCAUUGGCAUGGUGUUGGAGUUCAUGCUAUGCCAUUGUGACUGACGUGGUUAAUAGCUGCAUGUCAUUGAACUUGCAAGUCUCAGAUUGUAUUAUCAAUAUACAUUCGCAAAUGGUAGAUUUUUUUUUUUCAUUGUUUGCAGUUAGUUUGAUGUAAAAUUUUCUCAUGUUUCGACCCCGAAUAGAACCCUUACCCUUUGCUCUCAAUGACCAACUGCCUCAGCAGUAGGCUUUGUUAA
This is a messenger RNA of Theobroma cacao (cacao), 2228 nucleotides long. RefSeq names its product E3 ubiquitin protein ligase DRIP2. The record is from RefSeq and is a predicted model, not a curated record. Gene Ontology annotation, molecular function: ubiquitin-protein transferase activity. NCBI's taxonomy places the organism in Eukaryota, Viridiplantae, Streptophyta, Magnoliopsida, Malvales, Malvaceae.